Molecule: messenger RNA, 4156 nt
Organism: Dioscorea cayenensis subsp. rotundata (Guinea yam)
Lineage: Eukaryota; Viridiplantae; Streptophyta; Magnoliopsida; Dioscoreales; Dioscoreaceae
Product: putative disease resistance protein RGA3
Exons: 4
Coding region: 41-1327 (428 amino acids)
Biological process (GO): defense response to fungus
Molecular function (GO): ADP binding
Source: RefSeq, a predicted model, not a curated record
UGGCAAGAAGAAGAAGAAGAAGAAGAAGAAGAAGAAGAUCAUGGCGAUGAUUGUGGAUGCAUUUGCUGGAAAGCUGGUGGGGAGGCUGGGUAAUGUCAUUGAAGAGAAGGCCAUCAUGGUGUUAGGGGUCAAGGAUGAACUCCAAAGGCUCCGGAGAAGGAUGGAAACACUCGCACGUGUGCUCAAGGAUGCUGAGAGGAGGAGGAUCCAAGAUGAGGCUGUCAAAGGUUGGGUGGAGGAGCUGAAAGAUGUUAUGUAUGACGCCGAAGACAUCAUUGAUCUUUGCAUGAUACAGGGUAUGGGCCUCUUGCAAGAUGAUGAUCAUCAUACUAAUCAGCUGGCUGAGUCAAGUGCUGCUGCCUUAACACGGGUACCAUGCUGUAACUUCCCUCUGUUCUCUUGUGUGCGCAGUGUGCCAUUUCGCUAUGAGAUUGCUGAUAAAAUUAAAAGUCUGAAUGAUAGAUUAAGUGAGAUAUCUGAUGAUAAGGAUAAGUUUAAUUUCAUAAUUUCUUCUAAAUCAAUUAGUGAUGAUGCAUAUGUCAUGAAUGAAGCUUCCUAUCACCAGAGUUCCUUCUUACCAGAAUCUGAUAUUGUGGGUCGGGAUAUUAUAGAUGCUACUAACAGUCUUGUUGAAUUAUUAGUCUCUCAGCAUCAACAGACAUGCCGCCUUUUUGCGAUUGUUGGCAUGGGGGGUAUCGGCAAAACUACUCUAGCACAAUUGAUAUAUAAUGAUUCCAAGAUAAAUGAUGAUUUUGUGUUGCAUUCAUGGAUUUGUGUUUCAAAAUUUUACACAUCAAUGACUGACUUGUUGAAGGAACUCAUAAGAAAUGUUGGAGGUACUUGUGGAGAGGCAACAACAACCGCAGAGUUACAAAAAAUACUAUGUGAUGUUUUAGAUGGGAAGAGCUUAUUUCUAGUUUUAGAUGAUGUUUGGGAUGCAGAUGUAUGGAUUGAUUUAAUAAAAAAUCCAGUUGAAAGAACAACGACAAAAUGCAGAGUUAUGGUUACGACAAGAGAAUGGAACACUGCUAGAAAAAUGGGGGCAAUUGAUAUCCACAAUGUCAACAAACUACCUUUGAAUUUUGCUUGGGAAUUGCUAUGCAAGAAAGUUUUCACAAAUAAUGAUGAGAGUGAGAUUCAGAGAAUGAAGGAUAUAGGGAUGCAGAUUGUUGAGAAAUGCGAUGGUCUUCCCGAUGCAAUAAAAGUCAUUGCGGGUGUUCUUAUAACAAAAGACCAAAAACUAAAAGAGAAUGGCAGAAUGUUCUUAACAGUAAUGCUUGGACUAUUACAGGUCUUCCAAAAGAGCUUCAAGGAGCACUAUACUUGAGCUAUGAAGCCUUAACUUCAACACUAAAACAUUGUUUCCUUUAUUGCUCUCUUAACCCUCCUGAUAGGGCAUUGUUUUAUGAAGAUCUUGUCUGUGAGUGGAUUGCAGAAGGUUUCAUAGAACCAGAUGGAGAUGCAUCAAUGGAGGAUGUUGCGAAAGGUUAUUACAUGGAUCUGAUUAGAAGGAGUUUUUUACAACCUGAUCCUAAAUAUGUUGAUAUGCAUAAAUGUACAAUGCAUGAUUUAUUGCGUGCCCUUGCUAUAUUUUUAACAGGUGGUGAAAGUCUUUCGGGAGAUCCUCAAGCAUCACAAAGCAACGGUUCAAUGAUGAAAUUACGUCGUUUGACAAUUUCAAGUAACAGGGAGAGUGUGAGCAUUCCACAUCUUGAAUGUCUUAGAAAUCUACGGUUAUGGACCCCUUCAAGUUUGGGCACGCAAAUGAUAAUUGGAAGCUUUUAAGCAAUUGCGCAUUUUGUUUCUCAAUGGAGAUGGAAUUGAGAAUAUCCCCAACAAUAUUGGGGAUUUAGUACACUUAAGGCUUCUUGAUCUAGAGCAUACAAAAAUAUGCAAACUACCUGAUUCUUUGGGAAAUCUCAUCAACUUGAAGUUUUUGUUACUUGGUGAUUGUGAGGCGUUGCAUAUCCUUCCGAGAAGCAUAACUAGGUUAUGCAAUUUAAGGAGACUCAAUCUUGAAGACACUCCUGUGAAGUAUGUGCCAAAGGGAAUAGGUAAGUUAGAACAUCUUAAUCAUCUGACAGGAUUUACUAUUGAAGGUGCUGAUGGUAAUAAUGGAGAGGGAUGCAACAUGGAAGAUCUACAAAUGCUUAAAAAUCUUAGCCAUCUUCAAAUAGACAAGUUAGAGAAAGCAAGUAAAAGUAAUGCAGCGCUUUUAAAUAAGCCUCGCCUCAAAACUGUUGUGCUUCGUUGCACGGCCAAAGGUGGUGGAUGCCAUCAACAAGAGAUGGACAGGAUCAUACAAGUCUUUGAUGAGCUAUGCCCUCCACCAUGCCUUGAUCACCUACAAAUUCAUUACUUUUUUGGUGAGAAAUAUCCACAGUGGAUGUCAUCCAAUUCCAUCAGUACAGCUCUUCCAGAACUGACUUAUUUGCUUCUUAUUAAUUGCUCUUACUGCCCUCAGCUUCCCCAACUUGGCCGACUGCCCCAACUCAAGUAUCUAAAGAUCUGGGGGGCAACUUCAGUUAUAUCAAUCGGCUGUGAAUUUCUCGGCAAUGGAAAACUUGCAGCCAGUGCCUUCCCUAAGCUUGAAUACUUAAUACUCUCCGACAUGACUAAUUGGGAGCAAUGGUCACUGGUCAGUGGAGAGGAAGACAACGAGAUUGACUCUAGCAAGCAAAUACACUUCCCCCGUCUCCACAAAAUUGUCAUUUCUCGCUGCCCAAAGCUGAAAGCUCUUCCAAAAGGCUUGAAUCAUGUGCAAGAAUUGGAGAUUAUAGGAGCUCACAGUCUUUCAAGGGUCUCUGAUCUACCUGCCUUGAGAGAAUUGCAAGUCAAAAAUUGCCCAAUGUUGGACUGUGUUGAAAAGCUUGAGUCUUUGCAGAGCUUGAAGAAAAGUGAUAAAGGGGAUGAUAGUUUGCCUAACUGGCUCAUCUCUUUCCUCCAACAACGCGAAAAGCAUCAAGACAAUCGAUUCCAUUUGCAUUUGAAGUGCAGUGCCCAAGCAUUGAAGGGAUGUUUGAAAGGGCGUCCCCAUUGGUGUUUCCUCCAGCACAUUCCACGUUUGGAAGCCUAUGCAGAGAAUGAAAGCAUGUAUUUAAAGUACACCAAGGAACCAUUUUCCUACCAAACCAACCUUGAUGAAGACACCACACAACUGAUGAGGACUAGGGUGAAAGUUUGAAGUUUCAUGAGAUGUAGGCGUCAUGAUUGGAGUAGUGGGUAAACUUAUUCAACAGCGUCAAAAGGCUCAUGAUGAUGAAGAGAACAACAAUCUCUUUGACUGGCUCAUCUCUUUUCUCCAACAGCAUGAAAAGCCCCAUGACAAUUGCUUGCUCUUGCAUUUGGAAUGCAAUGCUCAAACACUAGAGACUGGAGGGAUGUUUGAAAGGGGCUCGCUCACAUUCAUUGUUCCUCAAGCAAGUACCCCUCCUUUUAGCCUAAACAGAGGACAAAAGCAUGAAUUAAUUUGAAGUGCAUCAAAGAACAAUAUUCCUAAGAAACCAAUCUUUUUUCUUGAAGACAUGGCUGGUAUGCGUAAAUUUCUAAUGAUAUCCUCAUAUUUUGUGAUAAUUAAAUCCUAUCUGUUUGCCAGAGGCAUAAUAAUUUUAAGUCCAAUUAAUGGUUUAUGACAAUGGAGGUUAGGAGGAUGAAAUCUUUUAUUUGAAUUUGACUUCCAAGACUGAGAUGUGAACAUCAUUACUGUUUGCUGGUUUUCAUUGAUUUCCACAGGCAAAUUAAUGUGGCUUGAUCAUGACUCAAGUGUAUAACAAUUUGAUGGUUCAAAUUACUUGGUUAUUCAACUUGAGAUUAAAUAAGCUUGAAGCAGUUUAAUGAGAUGUGGACAAGCACAAUGACUGGUAUGGUAUCUGUUUUCUUCCCCUGAUAAAUGACUGGUAUGUAUAUAUACCUCAUUGCAUCUCUAAUUUUAUUAUUAUAAGUUAAGCUCAACACUAUAAGCUUGCUAUAUCUUUAGAAUUAUGAUAUGUGUUUGUUGUAUUUGUUUUCAGAGGAGGAAUGGUUGAUAAGCACAUAUUUCAUGGCAAAUAUGUGAUUUUAUUAUGACUCAACUGCAUGAUAGUCUGGGAGUACAAAUUUACUUUGUUUCGACUUUUCAACUUGAGAUGAUGGUUAUUGAGGAAUCCACAUCCAUGGG